Molecule: messenger RNA, 6567 nt
Organism: Tupaia belangeri chinensis (Chinese tree shrew)
Lineage: Eukaryota; Metazoa; Chordata; Mammalia; Scandentia; Tupaiidae
Gene: NUP98
Product: nucleoporin 98 and 96 precursor
Exons: 34
Coding region: 116-5569 (1817 amino acids)
Biological process (GO): post-transcriptional tethering of RNA polymerase II gene DNA at nuclear periphery; protein import into nucleus; RNA export from nucleus
Cellular component (GO): nuclear pore; nuclear pore cytoplasmic filaments
Molecular function (GO): RNA binding; structural constituent of nuclear pore
Source: RefSeq, a predicted model, not a curated record
CCCCCCGCCCCGCCGCACCGCGAUGACAAAGCAAAAACUGAAAACUAGUAGUGCAUAAGAGCAGAAGAGUACUAAAACAUAAACAAGCUUUCUGAAGCAAAGCCUCAUUUUGAAGAUGUUCAAUAAAUCAUUUGGAACACCCUUUGGGGGUGGCACAGGUGGCUUUGGCACAACAUCAACAUUUGGGCAGAAUACUGGCUUCGGCACUACUAGUGGAGGGGCAUUUGGAACUUCUGCAUUUGGUUCUAGCAAUAAUACUGGAGGCCUGUUUGGCAAUUCACAGACCAAACCAGGAGGAUUAUUUGGUACCAAUUCAUUUAGCCAGCCAGCCACCUCCACAAGCACUGGCUUUGGGUUCGGUACAUCAACAGGAACAUCAAAUAGCUUGUUUGGAACUGCAAGCACAGGCACCAGUCUUUUCUCAUCCCAGAACAAUGCCUUCGCUCAAAAUAAGCCAGCUGGCUUUGGGAAUUUUGGAACAAGUACCAGCAGUGGGGGACUCUUCGGAACUACAAACACCACUUCUAAUCCUUUUGGUAGCACAUCUGGUUCCCUCUUUGGGCCAAGUAGUUUCACAGCUGCUCCUACUGGAACUACUAUUAAAUUUAAUCCUCCAACUGGUACAGAUACUAUGGUCAAAGCUGGAGUUAGCACUAACAUCAGUACCAAGCACCAAUGUAUUACUGCUAUGAAAGAAUAUGAAAGCAAGUCACUGGAGGAACUUCGCUUAGAAGAUUAUCAGGCCAACCGGAAGGGCCCACAGAACCAAGUGGGAGCAGGUACCACAACUGGCUUGUUUGGGUCUUCUCCAGCCACCUCCAGUGCAACAGGACUCUUCAGUUCUUCCACCACUAAUUCAAGCUUUGCAUAUGGUCAGAACAAAACUGCUUUUGGAACUAGUACAACUGGAUUUGGGACAAAUCCAGGUGGCCUCUUUGGCCAACAGAAUCAGCAGACUACCAGCCUCUUUAGCAAACCAUUUGGCCAGGCCACAACCACCCAGAACACUGGCUUUUCCUUUGGCAAUUCUGGCACCCUAGGACAGCCGAGCACCAACACCAUGGGUAUAUUUGGAGUCACCCAAGCCUCACAACCUGGAGGUCUUUUUGGCACAGCUACAAGCACUAGCACUGGGUCAGCUUUUGGAACAGGAACAGGUCUCUUCGGGCAGACCAAUCCUGGAUUUGGUGCUGUUGGUUCGACCCUGUUUGGCAAUAACAAGCUUACUACAUUUGGAACCAGCACAACCAGUGCUCCUUCAUUUGGUACAACCAGUGUCGGGCUCUUUGGUAACAAACCAACCCUGACUUUAGGAACCAAUACAAACACUUCCAGUUUUGGUUUUGGCACAAAUAACACCGGGAAUAGUAUUUUUGGAAAUAAACCGGCACCUGGGACUCUAGGAACUGGACUUGGUGCAGGAUUUGGAACAGCUCUUGGUGCUGGACAGGCAUCUUUGUUUGGGAACAACCAACCUAAGAUCGGAGGGCCUCUUGGUACAGGAGCCUUUGGGGCCCCUGGAUUUAAUACCACAACAGCCACUUUGGGCUUUGGAGCCCCCCAGGCCCCAGUAGCGUUGACAGAUCCAAAUGCUUCUGCUGCCCAGCAGGCUGUUCUCCAACAGCACAUCAAUAGUCUAACUUACUCGCCUUUUGGAGACUCUCCCCUCUUUCGGAAUCCCAUGUCAGACCCUAAGAAGAAAGAAGAGAGAUUGAAACCAACAAAUCCAGCAGCCCAGAAGGCUCUUACUACACCUACUCAUUAUAAAUUGACACCUCGUCCUGCUACCAGAGUCAGGCCAAAGGCUUUACAAACCACAGGGACAGCCAAGUCACAUCUCUUUGAUGGGCUCGAUGAUGAUGAACCUUCCCUAGCCAAUGGAGCUUUUAUGCCGAAGAAGAGCAUUAAGAAGUUGGUUUUGAAGAACCUUAACAAUAGCAAUCUCUUUUCUCCUGUUAAUCGUGAUUCAGAAGAUCUAGCUUCGCCUUCUGAAUAUCCAGAAAAUGGAGAGAGAUUCAGUUUCCUGAGCAAACCUGUAGAUGAGAACCAUCAGCAGGAUGGAGAUGAUGACUCUCUUGUGUCACGUUUUUAUACUAAUCCUAUUGCUAAACCCAUUCCUCAAACUCCAGAGAGUGCUGGAAAUAAGCACAACAGCAGCAAUAGUGUGGAUGAUACCAUUGUUGCAUUAAACAUGCGUGCUGCUUUGCGAAAUGGACUGGAAGGAAGCAGUGAAGAAACUUCUUUCCAUGAUGACUCACUACAGGAUGACCGAGAAGAAAUGGAAAAUAACACUUAUCAUAUGCAUCCAGCAGGCAUUAUUCUCACUAAGGUUGGUUACUAUACUAUCCCAUCUAUGGAAGAACUUGCUAAAUUUACCAAUGAAAAAGGAGAAUGCAUUGUCUCUGACUUCACCAUUGGUCGUAAAGGUUAUGGUUCAAUCUAUUUUGAAGGAGAUGUGAAUUUGACAAAUCUAAAUUUGGAUGAUAUUGUGCAUAUUCGAAGGAAAGAAGUGAUCGUCUACUUAGAUGAUAGCAAGAAACCACCUGUGGGCGAAGGGCUAAAUAGGAAGGCUGAAGUUACAUUGGAUGGAGUUUGGCCAACAGAUAAGACAUCUCGUUGUUUAAUUAAGAGCCCAGAUCGACUUGCUGAUAUCAACUAUGAGGGGAGGUUGGAAGCAGUUUCAAGGAAACAGGGAGCUCAGUUCAAAGAGUACCGGCCUGAAACUGGUUCUUGGGUGUUUAAGGUAUCCCACUUUUCUAAGUACGGUCUUCAGGAUUCUGAUGAAGAGGAGGAAGAACAUCCGUCCAAAACUAGUACAAAGAAGCUGAAGACUGCCCCUUUGCCUCCUGCAGGCCAGGCUGCCCCUAUUCAGAUGGCUCUUAAUGGCAAGCCUGCACCUCCUCCCCAGAGCCAGAGCCCAGAGGUGGAGCAGUUAGGGAGGGUUGUGGAACUGGACAGUGACAUGGUAGAUAUCACACAGGAGCCAGUUUUGGAUUCCAUGUUAGAAGAAAGCGUGCCUGAGGAUCAGGAACCUGUGUCUGCCUCAACACACAUUGCAUCUUCACUGGGAAUUAAUCCACAUGUCUUACAGAUCAUGAAAGCAUCAUUGCUUGCUGAUGAGGAAGAUGUAGAUAUGGUGCUGGAUCAACGCUUCACUCGCCUUCCUUCCAAAGCAGAUACUUCUCAAGAAAUCUGUUCUCCCAGACUCCCCAUUUCAGCAUCUCACUCAUCAAAAUCCCGUUCACUAGUUGGAGGGUUACUACAAGCAAAAUUUUCAAGCGGAGCUUUUCUUUCACCAAGUGCCUCUGUGCAAGAAUGUCGCACUCCCAGAGCAUCAUCUUUAACAAAUAUUCCAUCCACAGCCCCUUGGUCUGUUCCUCCACCCCUGACCACUGUUUUUACAGUGCCUAGUCCCCCCUCUGAGGUUCAGCUAAAAACUGUAGGUACACGCAGACAACCAGGUCUAGUUCCUCUAGAGAAGUCUGUUACCUAUCGCAAGGGGAAACUCUUGAUGGACAUGGCCUUAUUUAUGGGACGCUCAUUUCGAGUUGGUUGGGGCCCCAACUGGACUUUUGCUAAUAGUGGAGAACAUCUGAGUGACUCCCAUAAACUGGAAAAUCAUCAGAUUUCCGAUACUAUGGAAUAUGGAUUCCUGCCCAAUCCAGUAACUGUUAAAUCCCUAACUGAGUCCCCUUUCAAAGUUCAUUUGCAAAAACUAAGUUUGAGUCAAAGGACAGCGGAUGAAGACCUGCAGUUAUACCAGACACCCCUGGAGCUCAAAUUAAAACAUAGCACCAUCCACGUGGAUGAACUGUGUCCUCUCAUUGUUCCGAAUCCAGGAGUUGCUGUCAUUCAUGACUAUGCAGAUUGGGUCAAGGAGGCAUCAGGAGACGAAUUGGAAGCACAAAUUGUGAAGCACUGGAGCCUGACGUGGACAUUAUGUGCCGCCCUGUGGGGCCACCUAAAGGAGCUUGACAACCAGCUGGAUGAGCCCAGUGAAUACGUUCAGAUUCUGGAGCGGCGACGAGCUUUCUCUCGUUGGCUAUCCCAUACUGCUUCACCUCAGAUUGAAGAGGAAGUCUCCUUAACCCAAAAGGACAGCCCUGUAGAGGCUGUCUUCAGCUACCUCACAGGCAAUAGGAUCAGCGAGGCCUGUUCUCUGGCCCAGCAGUCAGGUGAUCAUCGUCUUGCCCUUCUUUUAUCCCAGCUGGUGGGCAGCCAAUCGGUCCGGGAGCUACUCACCAUGCAGCUAGUGGAUUGGCGUCAGCUACAGGCCGAUUGUUUCAUACAGGAUGAAAGACUGCGCAUUUUUGCCCUCUUGGCAGGGAAACCGGUUUGGGCACUUUCAGAACACAAGCAAAUCAACGUGUGUUCUCAGCUAGAUUGGAAACGCUCCCUAGCUGUCCAUCUUUGGUAUUUGCUUCCACCAACAGCUUCUAUUUCCAAGGCACUCAGCAUGUAUGAAGAAGCAUUUCAGAAUACUUGUGAGGUUGACAGAUAUGCCUGCUCCCCACUUCCUUCUUACCUGGAGGGUUCUGGCUGUGUGGAAGAAGAUGAUCAAAACUCAGAGAGACCACUUCGAGACGUCUGCUUUCACCUUCUAAAACUCUACAGUGACAGACAUUAUGAUCUCAACCAGCUACUGGAGCCUCGAAGCAUAACACCAGAUCCUUUGGACUACCGCCUAAGCUGGCACUUAUGGGAGGCACUGCGGGCUCUUAACUACACCCAUCUCUCAGAGCAGUGUGAGGGUGUGCUGCUGGCCAGUUAUGCUGGCCAACUGGAAAGCGAGGGGCUCUGGGAAUGGGCCAUCUUUGUCUUCUUACACAUUGACAACUCAAGCCUGCGUGAAAAGGCUGUUCGAGAACUGCUUGUCCGGCACUGUCAGCUUUUGGAGACCCCCGAAUCUUGGGCUAAGGAGACUUUCCUUACCCAAAAGCUUUGUGUUCCCGCUGAGUGGAUUCAUGAAGCCAAAGCAGUGCGAGCACACAUGGAAUCUGACAAGCACUUGGAAGCCCUCUAUUUAUUUAAAGCUGGGCACUGGAACCACUGCCAUAAACUUGUCAUCCAGCACUUAGCCUCUGAUGCCAUCAUCAAUGAGAACUACGAGUACCUGAAGGGGUUCUUGGAAGACCUGGCACCUCCAGAGCGCAGCAGCUUAAUUCAGGACUGGGAAACAUCUGGGUUUGUUUACCUGGACUAUAUCCAGGUCAUUGAAAUGCUCCAUAGUAUACAACAGGUGGAUUUCUCAGGUUAUGAUCUGGAACAGUUACAUGCCAAAGUGACUUCACUGUGUCACCGGAUAGAACAGAUACAGUGUUACAAUGCCAAGGAUCGCCUGGCUCAGUCAGACAUGGCAAAGCGUGUAGCCAACCUGCUACGGGUGGUACUGAGCCUCCAACACACCCCUGAUGCAACCUCUGACUCAGCACCGGACCCUCAUCGAGUCCCUUUGCGCCUGUUGGCUCCCCAUAUUGGCCGGCUCCCCAUGCCUGAGGACUAUGCCUUGGAAGAACUGCGGAGCCUUACACAGUCUUAUCUUCAAGAACUAAUUGUUGGGAGCCAGUGAGCCCCAGGCCUUUUCUACCACACUCACAUGCUCAUUCACACCCACCACACAAAGCUCCCCUGCAUUGUUCUGAUAGGCACUGUGCCAUUCUCUGGGUUGGCUGUGGAAUCCACCCUGCCUUCCUGCUGCCCCAGGCAGUAUCCUCCAGUUCAGGAUUUUCUUAAUACUCAACAUAGCAAAAGGGCUUCUGAAACCCAGAAAAAGCAAAGUCUCUUUUCACCACCUUCAAGAGCAUUUCUGUUUUUGUUUUUUGUUUUGUUUUGUUUUGUUUUUCUUUUUAAAAGUGGUCAAUAAAACUCCUUUGGCAGAAUCCCCUUAAGAAUCAGGGAAUCCUUUUCUACCCCCAGCCAUUCUGGAUCUUGUGACCCUCCAUGCCAACUUCCUACCCCAGCCCUUUUAUACUAGGACUCUUUAGGAUGAGACAGGUGAUGGGACAAAAAUGUGUUGAUCUAGGACCAUCCUUAACAGAAGAACUGUCCACAGAAAAAAGGGAUAAUCUGUCUUUUCAACAGACUGAUAAGUUGACACUGAGUUUUCAAAUUGAAAGGGUUGGACUGAGUUAGGAAAUAGAACAGGGUCUUUCUAACACAUUUAGGGUAGAAGUGAGUACCUGCCAUGUAGGGAUCAAUCUUCAAGGCUUGUUUUGUUACUGCCACAAAUGUUCUGUGAACACCAUACCUUUCCUACUACCCUGUGCAGCAGCUCUUGGUUAUAUACUGUGUGACUCUAGGAAGCUCCAGAACUUGGUUUGGUCCCUGUUUUCAUCUUGCUGGGAAUCCUAACUGGAUUUGCCUCAAGAGUUUGCAUAAAACAAACAAACAAACAGCAGAUUGGGAAGCCUUCCCUGCCCCUCUCAUUCUAGCACCAAAGAAUUUCCCACCUUCUACUAUCCUUCUAGAAGGUAAAACCAUCAGAGGUGGCUAGGAACUGGCCUAUAGGGACAGGGAGGACAGGCAAAAGUCCUUUGCCAUACUACUGCCUGCUAUGGGGAGCCCCAG